GCCGUGAGCGACGACGAUAAGGCCCGGCAGCAGCUAGGAACGCGGCUCCAUCACAAUCGCGUCAAGAAGAUCCUAUUUCACUUCCUCAUUAUUUUCGCCGUCAUGCUAGCAGGCUUCAAGGGUCUCAAGACCUAUGUCGGGUCCACCGCGCAAUGGCUACACAAGCAACCGUGCAGUGGGCUACAGAGGAACUAUAGCACUAAACUUCCUAGCCACUACUUACUGCCCUCAGGCCACCAGAUUCCUUCGGUCGCGCUCGGCGUUUGGAAGGCAAGUCCUGGCGAUGCUGGACAAGCCGUUGCCGCCGCUUUGAAGGCUGGGUACAGACACAUCGAUGGCGCCUGGACAUAUCGGAAUGAAGAAGAGAUCGGGAAGGCUAUCAAGAACAGCGGUAUCCCUCGCGACCAAAUUUGGCUUACCUCAAAGCUUUGGAACACUUUUCACGCUCCAGUAGAUGUUGAGCCAGCUCUCGACGAAUCCCUGACCAGGCUUGGCACAGAAUAUCUCGAUCUGUAUCUCAUGCACUGGCCCAUUGCGUUCAAGAAAGGCAGCAACAACGAGCUGGAUGUUGCCCUGACUGCGGAUCCGUACCCCACAUGGAAGAAGCUGGAAGAGAUGGUCGACAAAGGCAAGGUCCGCAACAUAGGCAUCAGCAACUUCAACAUCGCCAGAGUCGUGAACUUGACCGCCAACCCGCUCAAGUACAAACCGGCCGUGAACCAAGUGGAGCUUAACUUUUGGAGCCCGCAGCCCGAGCUGGUCGAGUGGGCACGCAAGCAUGGGCUUCUGCUCGAGUCAUACUCGCCGCUCGGAGGCAACAACCAGGUGAAGGAGACACUCGACGUGCCCGAGGUUAAGGAAAUUGCGCAGAAGCUCAACAUAACGCCCGCUCAAGUAGUCAUCUCAUGGCACGUCCAACGCGGCACCGUUGUUCUCCCUAAGAGCGUCACUCCUUCUCGUAUCGACGAGAACAUCAAGAUCUUCGCCCUGCCUGAUGAUCUCUUCGACAAGCUUGAAGCUGCUGCUACUGUGCACCCUCCACAACGUACCUUCAAUCCUUCGAAGAGCUGGGGCCUCGGCUUUGACAUUUUUGACGAGGACUGGCCCUUGUAACCAUGUGUUCUAGGGCUUUUGUAAAGCUACCGGAUGCCUAAGGCCUCAUAGAGCGACCAUUGAAGCGUACUUUCUCUGGUCUUCAUGUGCCUCAUCCUGCAAAAAAUGGAAGAUUUACUUUUAGGCUUGCA
Phanerochaete carnosa HHB-10118-sp is the source of this 1244-nucleotide messenger RNA. RefSeq lists its product as uncharacterized. NCBI's taxonomy places the organism in Eukaryota, Fungi, Basidiomycota, Agaricomycetes, Polyporales, Phanerochaetaceae. The coding region runs from base 103 to 1113 and encodes 336 amino acids. The record is from RefSeq and is a predicted model, not a curated record. The transcript has 7 exons. Gene Ontology annotation, cellular component: cytosol. Gene Ontology annotation, molecular function: aldose reductase (NADPH) activity.